CUUGCAAUCCAACGAAAGGAAAUAUCAACAUGAACUUCUACAAGAUCUUCAUCUUUGUUGCUCUCAUCCUGGCCAUUAGCAUGGGACAAUCCGAAGCUGGUUGGCUUAAGAAAAUUGGCAAGAAAAUUGAACGCGUCGGCCAGCACACUCGAGAUGCCACCAUUCAGGGUUUGGGAAUCGCUCAACAAGCUGCCAAUGUUGCUGCUACAGCAAGAGGCUAGAGACUUAUUAUAUUGUAUUAUUUAUUACAAAAUGUAUUCGUUAAUCUAAAUUGAAAUGCUUUAAAAAUAUAUAAAUUAUGUAAUUACUUUGAAAACUGA
Messenger RNA from Drosophila willistoni, 320 nucleotides. Its product is annotated as cecropin-2. Bases 30 to 221 code for a protein of 63 amino acids. Gene Ontology annotation, biological process: antibacterial humoral response; defense response to Gram-negative bacterium; defense response to Gram-positive bacterium. NCBI's taxonomy places the organism in Eukaryota, Metazoa, Arthropoda, Insecta, Diptera, Drosophilidae. Gene Ontology annotation, cellular component: extracellular region. The record is from RefSeq and is a predicted model, not a curated record. The transcript is spliced from 2 exons.